This is a messenger RNA of Solenopsis invicta (red fire ant), 1978 nucleotides long. RefSeq lists its product as uncharacterized. The coding region runs from base 864 to 1199 and encodes 111 amino acids. The transcript is spliced from 2 exons. NCBI's taxonomy places the organism in Eukaryota, Metazoa, Arthropoda, Insecta, Hymenoptera, Formicidae. The record is from RefSeq and is a predicted model, not a curated record.
AGUUUAACUCGGUUAACUGAAAAAUAUUGUGCUAUAAAUACAAUUAUAAAAUAUAUAAAACAUUAUUUUCGUAGUAAGAUCUGAAAGUUUUCGAACUAACUAUACAAAAGGUUCGACAAGAUGCGCAGUAUUAUUUUUGUAUGGUAAUUACACAAAUGUAUAAAUUCCUCUGAUGAUAUUUGUACCGUACAUAAUGUAUAAACAUAAAUAAUUUUCAAGCUUUUUGUUUUAAUAUUUGGAAAAAUAACUAUUGAUGGAGAAAUGUUUGAUAAAUGCAAAGAAAAACGCUCAUGAUAAACAAUUUUAUUACAAUUUCAUAAUAUUUAUUCCUUGGAUACUAUAUCCGCUUUUAUUAUGUUUGACUUCAUUUUGUACGUUUAUUCAGCAAUCUCCAAAAUUUUUAAAACUAACUAAAAAAUAUAUAUGUCCCAUUUCUAAACAAAAAAUGCGGAUUUGAAAGAGUUAGAAAAAAUCUGAACAGAAUCGAUAAUAAAACUCGUAAUUAAGCAAUUUUGAUUCCAGUCUUGCAACGCGAAAUUAUUUGUUAAGAGAGUAAUGAAUAGUAAAAUCGCGCGUAAGUCAAAUUCAUCGAACUUGAAAGCGAUCAAUGUAGCUACGAAGCGGUUUUAACACAUUUUUUUUCUCCCCUUCGUUGCCGUAAAAUCAGUUCGUACGGCAAUUCGCGCGCUCACUUUUCAGGCUGUGGCGACCGUAAUGGGAUUAUCUGAUUAUAUCCUGCGCGCGUCUUAACGGUACACCUCAGCGCGUAAUAUGUUUAGUCGGCGUUAUACGUACCGGUAUAUCCCGUUACGAAUAUUAUCGACGAGCGACGAGCGACGAGCGCGGAGUAUACGGGAGGAUCGAUGCAAAGUGAGGCAGCGGGACUACCGGACUACGCGAUGCAGUUUCGGAUUCGCAGUGUCGGCAUUACGCAUUACGCCGUCAUUUAUCGCGAUGCUGCAUCGAGCUGCAGGAGACGAAUUAUUCCUGAACAAUGCGCGGCACGAGAAUCACAAAUGAGUGACAUAAAAUUUUUUGCGAUACAUCGAGACGAUUCCACGAAAAACCGCACAGUCACGGAGUCAUCUGUGUUCGAGCGAUGGUUGAGAAUCACUAGUGCUCGGGUAGGAGCGAGAGGCGACUUUCAGGUGCAUGAUGAAGCGAGACAAGGCGACAGACUCAGAACGGACGAAACGUAGGUAUAGCACGGUUCGCAAGAGAGACAGAAGAGAACACGGAUGGAAACGGAGAGAAUCCAGCACAGCAGGGGGAGGGGGAGGGACGGGAAAAGGUUAAGAGAGAGGUAAAGGAGGAAUGAUGGGAAGAGGGUAAAAGGAAACGAAGGGAGAAACCCCCCGUUGCGCCCACACUGGACUUGGGUUUUUUGUAAGGGUGUGCGGGUACGCGGGACGGAUGUGGGGGAAGAUAGGGGGAACGAGGCGGCCGGGUCGGUAGAGUACCAACGGGCGAGGGCGACGGUAAGGAACGUCGAGGGCCGGGGAAGGAGAAGAGAAAAACCGGCAGGCAAGCAGGGGCUGCUCUAGGGAACGAGAAACAUAGACGGAGGAGGGAACGGACUGUAACAGUAAGAGAGAAAAGGACAGACGAAGAGAGAGAGAAAGAGAGAGACGGAGGGUUAGGGUGAAGGUAGCGAAGGCGAUGCGGGAGGCCGAGAAAGGACGGGGGCAGUCGGGGGAGGAGGAAAGGGGGAGAGGUAGAAAGGGUCUUGCCACGAGGGAGUGAGAGGGUGGUUCGGCUAGAGAGAUCUAUAGGGGUGCCACGGCAAAGGGUAGGGGGAUUACUGCCUGAGGCUUCAGAAACCAAGGGUGUCUAAUGCCAAAGUGGACUUUGUUCACUCGCUGAGAUGACGUUCUCUGUACGAGUAUCUACGUUAAAUGCGUGCACGCAGAUGCACAUUAACACAUUCUUUCGCAUUUGCACGACUCGGCUAAUAGUCGCAUAUUCUGUGUUAAAUGCG